Molecule: messenger RNA, 960 nt
Organism: Fusarium falciforme
Lineage: Eukaryota; Fungi; Ascomycota; Sordariomycetes; Hypocreales; Nectriaceae
Exons: 5
Coding region: 1-960 (319 amino acids)
Source: RefSeq, a predicted model, not a curated record
AUGGCCCCUUUCAAAGUCAUUAUUGUUGGUGCUGGGCUUAGUGGAAGCCUUCUAGCAAACGGGCUCAUUCGCCACGACAUCGACGUCGCUGUCUAUGAACGACUAGACAGACAUAUCAAGCGCGAAGGAUAUCAGAUCAGAAUGGGAGGAAAUGCACUAGCUGGCUUCCGUGAAUGCCUGGACAAGGACCUAAUCCACAGCAUUGUGUCGAAAUUUGGCAAAUCGGGCGGCAGGAUCUCUUCUGCUCCCGUCAUCUAUGGCAGCAACUUCAAGCCGAUUUUGGACUUCACCAAGUUUCCAGUCUACAGCAAAUCAGCUCCGAUUAACCGUGUCAUUCUCCGCGAUGCACUCGCCGACCCCGUCUAUGAUGCAGGCAAGCUUCAGUACAACAAGGAAUUCGAAAGAUAUGAAAUCAUUCAAGACAAGGGGAGGGAGUUGGUCCAAGUUUGGUUCAAGGAUGGUUCCUCAGACACGGGUGACAUACUGAUUGGAGCUGAUGGAAGCCAUUCCAGACAGAUCAACAAACAACUCGGCCUAGAUAACAUUCGACCACUCAAAACACACACCAACCUUGUGCUGAAAACUGAUCUGCCGACAUCAAGAUAUCUGAAAAUGACGCCCGAGCUGCAUCAGACGCCCGUCCUAACAUUUGCGGACAACAAGUCCAUGUACUUUUGCGCAUAUCUCCCAGAGCGUAGACCAGACGAGGGAGAACAAUCUAAGCCGGAAGUCGACUUCGAUGACACUCUUUCGUCCUGUAUGUUUGGACUCUUCGUGCCUACCAAUACUGUUCCCGAAGGCCUGGCUACCAUGCCUGCGGAACAGCAAUGGGAAUUCUGCCGAAGUAGCGUGAAGGAUUGGGCACCGCAAUUUCAUGAGAUCCUAGACCUCAUCAAGGGGACAAGCUUCUACGCAUACACGCCUAGGACGAAACUCUGGGCCAUCCACGUGUCUGGCUAA